This is a messenger RNA of Adelges cooleyi (spruce gall adelgid), 640 nucleotides long. RefSeq names its product leptin receptor gene-related protein. The record is from RefSeq and is a predicted model, not a curated record. The coding region runs from base 67 to 435 and encodes 122 amino acids. NCBI's taxonomy places the organism in Eukaryota, Metazoa, Arthropoda, Insecta, Hemiptera, Adelgidae. Gene Ontology annotation, cellular component: endosome. The transcript has 4 exons. Gene Ontology annotation, biological process: late endosome to vacuole transport via multivesicular body sorting pathway.
AAUAUAUAUUUUUUUUUGUUUCAUGGUUUCCUUGGUUUGUUUGUUUGCUGAUAAAUAAUAGCGUUGAUGAUGCUUGCGUUUGCUGGUUCUAUUGGUAUGACUCUAGUGAUAUUGGCUUGUGCCUUGCCGGAAGUAAAUUCUUGGUGGCCAUUUGUGGUGGUGGUAUUUUAUUUACUAGCGCCGUUACCGACAAUGAUGAUGAAACGUUAUAACGACUAUUCGGGCUCUGGUAGCGCUAAUAUGGAAUUGGCUGUAUUCAUAACAAUGUGCAUCGUAGUGUCGUCAUUUGCGUUGCCGAUCAUAAUGGCUAGAGAAGUCGCUAUCGCAUGGACAGCGUGUUAUUUUACAUUGUUCGGAAACAUAGUCGUAUAUUUGACGUUCAUAGGAUUUUUCCUCACUCUUUACCAAGAAGAUACCGAUUACAGUCUAUGGUAAAUUUGUGUACUUUAUCGAAAUAUAUAUACUUAUAUAUAUAAAAAAUAGCGGAUGGUUCAAAUACUUUUUUUUUCAUUUUCCAAACUUUUAAUAUUAUUAUAAUGGUAUUAUCAACUGCGAAUGUAUUUUUGCGGGUAUAACAUCAAUGUGCAAACAAAAUAUUGUUUAUUCAUAAAAUUAAAGUUAGAAAACGUGUUUUAUGCCU